Molecule: messenger RNA, 6358 nt
Organism: Ahaetulla prasina
Lineage: Eukaryota; Metazoa; Chordata; Lepidosauria; Squamata; Colubridae
Gene: SPMIP10
Product: sperm microtubule inner protein 10
Exons: 2
Coding region: 7-396 (129 amino acids)
Source: RefSeq, a predicted model, not a curated record
UUUUUGAUGUAUCAUAACGUUAUGCUUUUCAGUUUUAUUUAUUUAUUUAUCGACUCCUUACUUGCUUAUUAUAUUCCCAGAUUUAUUCACUGCCAUUUACCAAGAUUUUCAUGCAAACAUGGAAUGUUUCCAAGACUGUAUGUGAUGCCCUGGAAGCAAGAUAUGAAGUACCGAGCAUUACAUUUGCAGCACGCUGACCAAGUUGAACUAUAUAGUGGACCCCGUGAAGACACCCUAUUUCUGGAAAAAAGUGAGAGACAUUGCCAUGGGGAGGACCGAAAGAAAGUUAUGGAGAAAGUUCCACAUGAAGACAUUAUUGUGGAUAUUCCCAUUUAUUCUCACCUCUCCAGAUACCACAAAUCCAUGGUGGCUUAUGGCUUCAGGGUCAAACUCUGAGAUUCUUAUCUUCCAUUGGGAUUUCAUCAGCUGUACAUAAACAAUGUUACAAGAAAAAAAAAGCAUGUGUUUGCUUGGUCUUUUUCCUAAUUAAGAUAAUUCCGUGAAAUAUAUUUUUUUAAACUAGGAAAGUCAGAUUUGAUCAGCUAGGAAUAAUUUACAUGUCCUUUCAGAUACAGUAUUUGCAUAUUUUUGUUCUUCUUUUAACGUUAAGGAUCUGCAUUAGACUGGACUCUAUAAUUCUUAUAUUAUUUAUCAAUGUAUUUUCUUCUUUGACUUAUUUUUGUCUUUCCGAUUUUAAUGCUUUAAAUUCUUUAAGCUAUUAUCUAUUAAUCAAUUAUGGGGAAAAUAGAAGUGUUGGUUAUAAUGUAAGAUUCUUUUUGUUAUAGGAAAAAUGUUCCUGAAUUAUAUCAGAGGUAUAGCAUUGAAAAGUACAUAGGAAAUGUAACCUUUACUGCCUGUUUAAAGUUAACAAUUGCCUGGGGAAUCCUUUUUUUGGUGCUAGAGAAGGGCUUCAUUCGAAAGUGAAUUUUGAUUUCAAAGGAAGGAUUUAUGUAAGGGGAGAAAAUUAGAGUAGGCAUGAAAUGUAAUUGUUGUUAUGAAGAAUAUCAUGAUGUGUCUCAUAUGCAAGUCCCCAGUCACAAUAUGAUUUAAUUUAAUUUAGUUCAUUUUACACCAGAAGUAGGAUUGUGGUUUCAUUAGUAGGUCCCACUGACCCUUCUAUUUUUCUCAAUGAAAUAUUCAGGAGGGUUUUUUCCAUUGCAAAUGGCUCACAUUCUCUAACUAAAACUGAACAUGAUUCCUUUCAAGCAACGUUCUCAGAGUCUCUUUUAGAAGAAAAGGGUGGAUUUAUAAAAAUUCUGACUGGGCUAAUUGCCAUUUAGAACUAAUACACUCCCAUGUACAUUAAGGGGAUGCAGGGGUGAAAUGCUACCAGUUCGCACUGGUUCAGGCGAACCGGUAAUAAUAAAAGUCACCAGUUCGGGAGAACCAGUAGUAAAAAAAAUGCUACUGGUUUGGCCAAACCAGUAUUUCCGACAAUCAGCUAUGCCGUGCAAUUUAUAUUCAUUAGAAAGCAGGAAAUCCUGCUUUCUAGCAAAUCUAAAUUGCGUGGCACAGCUGUUCUCCCCCCCUCGCUGUUCUCUCUUAAGCCUCCUUUUUUUGCGCUGCGUGGUAGUACCUGCAGUGCGCAUGCACGUGAAGCGCACAUUUGGCAUGCAUUGCAUGUGUGCACAUGCAGAGUGCGUUUAGCGUCCACCGUGCAUGUGCACACAGCAAACCGGUGGCAAACCUCAGAGGAUUUCACCACUGAGGGGAUGGAUUUUUUAAAAAAAACUUUAAAAAAAUUCUUCCUCUGACCUGGAGAGGAGGAGGCAAGACUUUUCACUGAUAAAUAGAGAAACUCGCGGCUGCAUCUUUACAUGAUAGUCCCUUACAUCUCUCAAGCAUCUCUAGUAACCUCACAUUUGCUUCAAAAAUAGAAGGAGCUUCCUUUACAGAGUCACUUAAUAAGCAAAUUAUCCUUCUACAGGAGGGAUUUUCAGGUUAAAUGUUUUAUCCUAGAUAAAGAAGUCUAAUCAAGUGCUAUAUUUUAUAUUGUUAAAUUUGCACUGGAAAGUUUGUGCUGAGAUGUUUGUUGAAAAAAAAACACAUCUCAGCACAAACUUUCCAGUGCAAAUUUAGUUGACUGGAAUAUGUUUUAUGCAUUAUUUUGAUAGAUUUGUUGUUUUACAGUAAAUUAGGUCUGGAGUAAAUUUCAGUCCUCUUUUUUUUUUUCCUUACAAACUAGCUGCAGCCCAUGCCACAUUUAAAUGGAUGAUACAAUCAAAGUCUUUUUUUUCAGCAAAGAUGUAACUUCAUGUAGGAAAGACCCUGAGAUAAUGGGCAAAGAUAUGCUGCCAAUGGAACAGAUGAGAGACAGCACAGUCUGCAAUUAAAUAGUGGGAGACACAAGAGGCUGGAAGAGACCCUCCCUACCUUCUCAAGCUGCAAAGGAGAUUGGAGGGGGGCAGGGGUGAAAUCUAAAAAUUUUCCCUACCGGUUCUGUGGACGUGGCUUAAUUGGUGGGCAUGGCUUGGUGGUCAGAUUACCGGGUGGGCAUGGCCAAUAACAAAUAAUAAAAAUAAUACACAAAAUACACAAAACAAUAAGAGGUACUAAAAACCAACUUUCACACUUUACACACACACAACACAAUACAACACAACACAACUGACUCACAUACAAUGCAAAAGCAGCUGCACCUCACCCAAAAUGGCCCCUGCAACAAGCAGGAACGUCACACAGCCACAAAAAGCCCAAAAACCAACUUUCACACUUUACACACACACAACGCAACAGAACAGAACUGACUCACACACACACACACACAAAAUGCCAUAUAUAGCUUUGUGAGAUUUUGUAUGUUUGUGUAGUUAGAGUGAAACACUACAGAAACACACCAAAUCUCAAAAAGCUGCACAAAUAUUUUAUUUUAUUAUUAUUAUAUUUUAUUUAUAUUUUUAGAUAAAAGCAGCUAAAUUUAAAACUUCCGUAACUUUAAAACUUCCUUAACUUUAAAUUGCUAUGUCUAAAAAAAAAAAAACUCCUUAAAAAAACCCCAAUUAACUAUUUUUUUAAAGCUCCCCCCUCAUUACUUAUACAAUUCAAGGAAACAGGCAGGCAGAUUGAGUUGCUCACUGACGAGAUGGAUUGCAGGCAGGCAGAUUCAGUUGCUAGCUGAUGCAAUUGAUUGCAGCAGCUGAAGCAAGGCCAGAAUAGCGAGCGAGACCAAAAAAAGCAGGAAGCUGCCAAGUAGGCAAGUGGGGACCGAGCAAUUGGGUGGACAUGGGCAGGGGGGAGGGCAGCGAUUUUUGCUACUGGUUCUCCAAACUACCCGCCCCCAUCACUACUGUAUCGCACGAGAGCAUUUCACCCCUGGAAGUGGGGGGGGGGCAAGAAUUGUACUUUGAGACUUGCAAAAUUGAUAUUGGCUUUGCUACAUAAACUAGAUAGGAAUCACCACCGGAUAAACUAAAUCUACUUUAUUGUAAAGCUACACUGACAAAACUUUGUUCUACAAUUGCCCUACUCCUAUUGCCAUCUUGAGCACACACAUCUAUACUGUGCUUGUAUAUUCACUGACAUUCAAGCAUCUAUAUUUUACUACAUAUUUUACAUUAAUACUUCAUACAGCCAGUAUAUAAGGUUACAUCAAAAUCUACAAAAUAGUGGACACAACUAGUGUGGCCCAAGCUCCACCUCUUUUGUACAUGUGUUGGCAUCACAGGCACAUACAAAAGAGGCCAGGCUGGGAUCACAAUGCCAUACCUGCUGUCUUUCAGAUUUUGAUCUAUAGCCAUAAUUGCAGACUGUGCUUUACACGGCUAGAUGCCCACUUCUAAGGCAUGAAGGUAUUGACCAUUAAUCUUUACAUUCUGUCAAUAAUUAUCAAAGAGAAAAUAUUUUCAAAAUAAAAUAUAAAAAUCUGAAAGUGUUAUUAACAAACAUGAAUAUUUUUGUUUUUCAACCUACAUGUUCAACAUGGUUUCUAUAAGAAAUAAAGGUAGACAAGCAAUCACAUUUUAAACUUUGACUUCUUAUCUAUGUAAACAAGCUGUAAUUAAAUUCACUAUUAAUCAGCACACUUUAAAGGCUAUACAUUUCUGAGAAGGAUUUAAAACAUUGGCACUUAUUCUGUGGCUCAUUAAGAUGCAUCCUUUCUUAAUUAAAAUACAAUAUUAAUUUUAUGAAAUGUGAUUGUCAUAUCCUUGCAUAUAUCAUUUGCUUCAUUUGAAUUCUAUGCAUAUUUAUAAGGCAUGCAAUCUAAACGAUUUUAAAGGCCAACUUAAUAAAUUGCAAAACAGUAUUUCUCAAUGGAUUCCAAAUGAAAAAUACAUGAGCAACACAAUGGGGAAAAGUAUAGCAAUGUUCCCUGCCUGUUUGGGAAACAUAAAUCUUUUUAGCAAUUAAACUUUUGGAGCGUGCCAUGCCUGGCCACAUAGGUAUCUUGAAAAGUACUACUUGGUUUGGAUCAAAAACUCAUUAAGGUUUAUCACUGCUAUAAAAUAACAUGUAAGACCUUAAGUUUCACUGAGAUAGUAAUAUUUGGUGGUUUAGAAGACUGUCCCUCGCUGUCGAAAUAAGUGCAUACAUGCUUACUUCAGUUCACUUCGUUUCACUGGUGGUCCCUGUGGAAUGUUGUUUGUGUCUUCGCAAUCACAUGCUAACAACCAGAGACAGCUUUCAAAGAAAUUGUGAAGACUGGGAGAGAAAUGGCUGCUUUUGUGCUUCAAAGAGGGCUAUUUCACUUAGGCUUGUUUUGAAAAAUGCUCCUUUAAAAUAUUUUGUCAAAACUCUAGUUCUUUGCUCAGCUGCAAACACAUAUAUACAGAGAUAGUAUAGUAUAGAAUAUAGAAUAACAGAGUUGGAAGGAACCUUGGAGAUCUAGUCCAACCCCCUGCUUAGGCAGGAAACCCUACACCACUUCAGACAAAUGGUUAUCCAACAUCUUCUUAAAAAUUUCCAGUGUUGGAGCAUUCACAACUUCUGGAGGCAAGUUGUUCCACUGAUUUGUUCUAACUGUCAAGAAAUUUCUCCUUAGUUCUAAGCUGAUUCUCUCCUUGAUUAGUUUCCACCCAUUGUUUCUUGUUCUACUCUCAGGUGCUUUGGAGAAUAGUUUGACUCCCUCUUCUUGUGCCAACCCCUGAUAUAUUGGAACAUUGCUAUCAUGUCUCCCCUAGUCCUUCUUUUCAUUAAGCUAGACAUACCCAGUUCUGCAACUGUUCUUCAUAUGUAUUAGGCUCCAGUCCCCUAAUCAUCUUUGUUGCUCUUCUCUGCAUUAAAAAGGAUUUAAUACUGAAAUUUAAAAAAAAAUACCUAUUUCCUCCACGUGUGCUAGCAAUCAAAUAUUUACUUUUCCAACUGCCUAAUUCAUUUUCUGAUAAAGACAAAAUUAAAUUAUUAUGCUAGGCAAGGCUUUUUCAUACUGAAUCCUCUUAGAGUUUAGGAUCAGAUCCCAGGAAUAUUGUUAAUACUAAUUAAGUAAUAAAUGGGUGGAAUAAUGAUAGCUCAGGUAACUCUUGUAUUUAUACUCUCCAGAUCACAAGAACAGACUACUGUAAUGUGCUAUGUACGAUCUUUGAAGAAGACUUGGAAACUGCAAUUGGUGCUGCAUGCUACUACCUGCAUGCUGGCAAGUCAGAUCUAUUGCAUUGCAUCAGUUUUCAAUAAGAUUCAGAAUAUAGUUAAAAGUGUUUUUUUUAAUCUUUGAAAUUCUACAUCGCAUGACUUGUGGAUACUUAAAUGGUUGGCUUUUAUUGUGGUCCGUCAGCAGCCUAUGGAGCUGGCAACGGAGUCGGACAGUGAUGAGGCUGAGUUGAGGCCAGGGCCAUCGGGAAGUGAGGUGCGGACUUCAGAGCCUCCAGAGACUGAUAAUAGUGAGGAAGAGGAACUGGAGGAGCCUGUUCCUAAUGCAUGCAUGAGAAGUGCUGCCAAAAGGCAAGAAAAACUCAAGCAGAGAGGACAACUUGGGAGUAGGGCCAAGAGAUUAUUGGCCCCUCCCAUAAGGCUUAAAACAGACCAGCAACGGCGUUUGGGCUCUUUGCCAGAAAACAACGUUGUAGCUGCAUCUUCUGCUUUGUCUUCUGCUUCGUCUACAUCUUUGUUUUUGUGGCUUCUGGAUGUUUGCCAGGAAGGGCCUUUGGCAGUUUGCCUAAUUGGACUAAGGUUUGUAACAUAACUGAAGAAUUUGUGUUUGAGAGGCAUUUGUUUUACUUUGAGUUGAAUGACACUGAGAAUGAAGUAAUUCCCAGCUGUUCGAAUAAAGUUUAUUUUUCCACGGACUGAGUUUGUUGCUAUCUACUGGGUCACAACAGCUUUUCUAGGCACAACCAAUCCAUCUGCUACGCAUUUUCCUCCUGGAGAUUUUAAACAACUCAAUACAUCCUAGAGAUGUUUAGAGCAAGCCAAAAAUCCAAUCUUG